This is a messenger RNA of Paramuricea clavata, 807 nucleotides long. NCBI's taxonomy places the organism in Eukaryota, Metazoa, Cnidaria, Anthozoa, Malacalcyonacea, Plexauridae. The record is from the annotation of a GenBank genome assembly.
AUGGCUGUACAAAUUAUAGAUUUACCACAAUUUAAGUUGCUGUGCGAUUGUAAACCAUGCAAAAGUUGGGACGAAAAAUCGGAGUUGAUGAUAACAUGUCACAGGAUCACAUGCGCGUGUGACGAAAAUGUGAAUCUUGUAUGUAAACGACAUGACGACCUGUCGUCUGUACGUUAUGUUUGUUAUAGAACCGAUGCGGGAAAUUGUGGUUUUAAUAUUAACGCUAAUGACAAGUUAUUUUCUGAAUACGUUUCAAUUCUAAACAACGCAAGUGAUUAUUUGUUUUGGUUAACACGUGACAAGUGUGGGUGUUUAGAAUCAACGGUGGCAUAUGUGGAACCCGUAACGGUAGGAACUGCACCUACGAAAAUGGAAAAUGAAUUGCAACUGUUUUAUAUAUGUGACCUUGGAUGUUGUAAUUAUAAAAAGUCAAUACCGCAAAUAAAGGCUUUACACGGUGAUGGCAUCCAUUGUAUAUGUGGCGGUGUGUGUAUUAAACAAAAUUAUGUAUAUAGUUGUCCGCGGCUUGAUGGCGGUUGUGGCACAUUUUUUCAUGAACUGGAUUCAAUGACGCUUAUACAAACUGUAAUGUGUAAUGACAAUCUUGAAGAUUACGCUUUUCUAUGUUUACCAAAGAAAGCGCGAAUGAUUUGUGGACAACGCGCUAUCCUAAAAUACCAAUGCAAAUCAUAUUACCUGUAUAUAAAAGCCGAACUUGUAUAUAAAUGUAGACGUAUGCAUUUCUGUGGUAAUACUUUAAAAGAUAUAUUAAUGCACGUUAUUACCAAUGGGGAAGUUUUAUUGUAA